AUGCCCCGAAAACGGAGGUCCGAAGACGUUGAUACUCUUGUUCUUGCCACGUCACCGAUAAAAGUAAGUUAAUUUCUUUGCUUUCAUUCAGGUAUACUGUAGAUCCAAUUGAUUAUGAAUACAAGUUCAGAUAAAAGUUGAGCAGUUCAUCGAAGAGACGACAAGUAUGGACGUGGACAUUCCGACGCUCGAUCGCUUCGCCGAGGACACUUCGAUGCUCGGGUUCAGAUACUUGCACACUCGCUACAAGACGUGGUUCCGGUAAGUUCAGAAGUCAAAUGGAAUUGAAUCCGAAUUGCGAUUGCCACCCUCGUCCCCAUUGCCUUCUUAAAUUUCAUAAAUGCAUCACGGAAUGUCUGGAGCACAAAACACAAAUCAAACCGAUUCUAUUUUAAGAGUGCUCUGGGGAUUCGUCGUCAUCUUCUUCAUCGGACUGACAUUUUAUCAAGUGUUCGAACGGGUCACCUACUAUUUUAUCAUGAAUCCGUUGACGACGAGGAGGAGCUACGAGACUCUGCCCAAGAUGUACUUUCCGACCAUUGGAGUGUGCAAUAAGAUGCAGAUAAAGUAAUGAAAGUAAUAGUUCCGGACCAGCAACAUCAAAAUUCAGAGCCUCGUCGGUCGCAUCCAAGAAUCCAGAUUUGCUGAAGGCAAUGUGCAGUAUGCUCGAUGAAAACUCUUCAAACUCUACAAGAUUCGAAGAGCUCGACAGGUUCGACGAAGUGGACAUUCUCGAUGUGUACCGCAACUCGUUCCAAUCUGCCGAUGAUUUAUUCGUUAGCUGUGAAUUCGGAAAGAGUGGCUCUUGUCAGGACGAGAUCCGUCCGAUGUACACCCCCUACGGCCUGUGCUACUCCGUUUCUCCAAAUAAAACCAUUCUGCGACCGGGACCCGAAACUACGCUUUCACUGGUUCUGAACCUAGAAGUUCAUGAAAUUAUUCCAGGUACCUUCAAUUUAAGCUUUUCUUUCGGAUUCUCUGGUUUAGGAACCGUCGUGGAGCCCGGCGUGAUUCUUUCGAUCUACGACGGCGCCAGUUCCCUUUCCCAUUACUCGGAAGGCAUCCACUUGGAAGCGGGAAAAGUGGUCACGAUCCCGGUGAAUGAGGUACGCAAACUUCGUCUUCAUGAGAGCAGCUGUGGAUCGACGAAGAUGGAGUCGUUCUCGGAGAAAGAGUACUCAAAAUCAGCAUGCGAAUGGUCUGUGAGUGUGAAACAGAUUGAGAAGGAGUGCGGAUGCAUUCCCGUUCGCAACCCAAUCUAUCGAGCCAUCUUCGCCAACAAGAACGAGUCAUUCGACAACUCAUCGACGACGACAAAGAAGACUUUGAAAAAGUGGAAGAAACGGAAGAUUCCGAGGUGCACACUGCGGCAAGAGAUCGAAUGUGUGCAGGAGAAGCUGAACAUCCGGCCGCACAUUGACGACAAUGUCUGUCCGGACGACUGCGACGACAUCUCCUUCUCUUCGAUCGUGUUCGGCGGGAAACUUGUAAGCAGACUUCCGCAAUCAGUUAAAAUAUGAUGAAAUGGCAAUCUCAGAGCGCAUCGGAGAUAGUUUCACUUCUUCCGAGUGAUUGGGAAGACACUAAGGAGAAGAGAGUGACUGCCGUCCAGAAGGCGUUAGAAGUGAUUCCGAAUAAGAUGAUUCCAGUGGUCAGGAAUGUGCAACAACUCGCAGAUGAGCUACAGGCGUUUGUCAGGGAAGCUUCUGAAGUAAGACCGUGUCCUGCUUUAGUUCAUAGUACUGUUUGUCUAGAUAUUCGGCGUUUCGGAUAAGUCCAACGAAGUCAAGUGCCUUUCUGUCGACGGUCGGACAUAUGAAAGCUUCAUCAAUCAGUUCAACUCUUAUGAACCGACAUGGGAGAGAAUCACCACGUCCGUAUCUGAAUACAAACUGUCCCUACCAUAAAUACCGUAACCUCCUAUUCAGGUAUCUCCAACAUUCGCUGGCUCGGGAGCUGAACAGCACUGCUCUCUGCCUCGGACUCUCUUUGAAUGAUAAGGGAGAAAUUGACGAUUCUGUGAAUCCAGAAGUGAACAUGACACUGGCAUCCAUUUCAUUGUUGGCACUGGGCCAAAUAGAGAACUCGCUUGGAAGAGCCAACUUCAACUACGGACUAACAAUGAUGCACGAGACCACGAGGAAAGUGGUCCUGGAAUUGGGUGGGGAUGAUGGAAAUGAGGAUAUAGGUGAGCGUGAGGAUGUUUCAGCACAUCCACUGAUAGCAGAAGUGAAAGAUUGUGUCACCAAGAUGUACGACAAUUUGGAGAGAGUUGAGGAGAUUGCUGAAGACUGCAGAAUUGUGAGUUCAACCUCUGAACAUCACUGAUCUUAUAGCGCGUUCCAGAUAUUCAAAAAGCGAUACUUGCCUCUUUUGGAAGCAUCCGACGUGUACACAAAAACGAAUCCGUCGUCGGAAUCGGUCAAAACGUACACGGAAUCAGUGCGGAAAGUGCUCGGCAGACUGCAAGUGAUGAAGACAAGAGUUCGGAUGAACGAAUGGAAAGACUUCAACAUCGACCUGAAAGAGUUCGAAUCGUUGUACCGAGAAACUGCGAAAGAUCACUUGGAGAUUGAGGACAUGCUGAAACUGAGGAAGACUAUGGUCACCGACAUUGCCGCGUUGGCCCAUCAGCUAUCGGAGACGUUCUCGGCGGUGACGGAGAGUCGGAGAAAGUUCGCAGUGCUCACGGGAUUCGCAGCCGAUGAGGGGUUCAAUGAGAAGUUUUCAAACUUCUCCAAGUGUCUGGCUGAUCUUCAUGAGAGGGCUCCUAUCUUAAAAGUUCGCAAAAAGAAGGAGUGAAUUCCAAAUGAAAACUUUCAGAAAAGUAGGUUCAUCCGAGGAGAAUGGUUGUCAAGGCUCCGGAACCAAGUGCUCAUGGCACAAUCCUAUUCUCCCACGCCACAAUACGAUGUGUAAGUGCUCCUAGAAUAAACCAGUACUUAUAUUUUCCCUUUCAGCGUUAAUCUCCUCCACAUAAAGUUCUACUUUGCUCAUUUCAAGCAGGAGACCAUCCUGCAGGAGAGGUCCUACAACCUUUUCCUAUUGCUCGGUACUCUUUCCCGUUUACUUCUGCAUCUUCAUGCUAUUUUUACAGCCGAAAUCGGAGGAACCAUCGGAUUGUACGUCGGCGCAACCCUUCUCACCGUCGCCGAGACACUCGUAUUCCUUUGCGAGCGCAAGAAGAGUAACAUAUUUUUGAAGCCACAAUUCGUUUGAAAAUGUCAUAAACUUCACCUGUUUUCGUCUUCUUCUUCUUCUUCUUGUUCACCACAAAUCAAUGCGAGACAGCUGCUGGUGGCUCAACCUAAUUGUACACAUUUUAGACGCUGGCUCUCGUUUUCUGAUAACACGCAUUAGCUUCUAUUAUUAUAUGCGCGCCGUUUUCGUGUGCUUGGCCGUCGUUUCGGUGCGCAGAUUAGCCGUCGAGUGCCAAUGCGCCCAGUUUUCGAGUUGUGACAAAUGCGCGGGUAUUGAGGACAAUGGAGUCAGUUGUAGGUGCGUGGGCGUCAUGGAUUCGGUUCAGAUGAUCUUCUGAGUUCAUUCAGAUGGUGCAUGGAGACUUCGACAUGCGUGCCCUCCAAGUACAUGUGCCAUCCGUGGAGGACCGUCAUGCACGAGGUCAAUUGCCCGUACUCCAUCCUGCCCACAACUUACAACGACACUUUUAAUAGGUAUUCAAACCGAAAUGUCGAAAGUUUAAUGAACAUUUAGGAGAGAAGUGUCUGCGUACAUCCAAGCGGCGAACCGAGUGAGCGAAUACUCCCCAGUCGGCGCUCCGAUGUCUUGUCUCCUGAAGAUCACGGAUAAAAUUGAAGUGCUAGAAGAGAUGAAUGUACCGACGACUAUGGAAGGAGUAUGAAUCAUCCUGAGAGCCGCGAGCAGAAAUGUACAUUUGCAGAGUACAAUCGGAGUUUUGAUUGGAGUCAACCACGACUUGCAGCACAUUUUCAUCGGCUUUCGCUCCACAAACAACCUCCUUCAGCUGCUCGCCCAAUACUUUUGCUACAUGAUGGGAUGGAUGGAGGAUUUCCCGUUGGGCGGAAGGAUGGUCGCCAUUUAUGUGCAAAUCUAUAAGGAUAUCCUCAACUUUGGAUUCGAUUCAGCCCUCGAGAAGUCGAUCGCCAGGUACCCCACGUACACUUUAUUCCUAACCGGACACUCUCUCGGCGGCGCCAUGUCCACAAUAUUCUCGCUCCACGUGGCAAUCAAGUACCCCGAGAAGAAGACCCGGUUAUACGCGUGGUCAGGGCCUCGAAGUGGAGACGAGACUUUUGUGCAACUGCUCAGAGAACAUGUAAUUUGUAGUGAGAUCAACCGGUUCAAUGAUCGUUGCUGUUGCAGGUGCACGAGAUGUUUCGAGUUGUCCGUGACGGAGACUUCAUUCCAGACUUCCCGCUCCGAAUAUCACACACCCUCGAGACUCCGCAUCACAACGCCUUCGAAGUGUUCUACCCGAGCCACAUGGAAGUGGACAACUACAAAAUAUGCGAUCAAGCGGAGACCGAGACGUGUUUAAAAGGGUCGUGGUGGAAGAAGCCGGUUUCACACAUGUAUUUAUUCGAUCAAAACUUUUUCAAUUAUCGUUUGGGGUAUUGUGAAUGA
This is a messenger RNA of Caenorhabditis sp. 36 PRJEB53466, 4605 nucleotides long. The record is from the annotation of a GenBank genome assembly. Lineage: Eukaryota; Metazoa; Nematoda; Chromadorea; Rhabditida; Rhabditidae.